Molecule: messenger RNA, 421 nt
Organism: Chaetomium fimeti
Lineage: Eukaryota; Fungi; Ascomycota; Sordariomycetes; Sordariales; Chaetomiaceae
Exons: 3
Coding region: 73-297 (74 amino acids)
Source: RefSeq, a predicted model, not a curated record
GGGCGCUCCCAUCACCGGCGUUAAAUUAUUAAGGUAUUUAUUCUUCGCAGCGCUAAAGAACGUCUUCUGCUAAUGCUUGCAGGAAAUCGACCCCAAGGCAUCCAGCCGCGCAAAGGCAGUUCUCGAAAGUACGUAACCAGGCACACCGAAUAUAAUCGCCUGUAUCCAAUUACACCGUCUCCACAAGAUCCGCCGGUACCUGUCCAGAGCAGAGGUCGCAAGCGUAAAGGAAGGGUACUGGCUAGAGGAGUAGGCCUGGCCGGAGGAGACCUCAACAACAGAUUUGUCACGGAUUAGGCCCAACGCGGUCUUGGCCUGCGGGAUGCGGGACGUCCCGGCCAAUCAUUUAAGGGUCCAACGGCCAAUCGUUGCGACAAGUGAAAGCGCUCCCGACGCUCCCUCUCGAGGAAGGGAGCACGGG